AUGAACAUUUCAGAGAACAGUUCCAUAGAAUCGUCAUCCACCUAUGAAACUCCACAUUCGAGAAGUAUAAAAUACUAUAUUUUUGUUACGAUGGCACCGCCAGCACUGCUUCUGAACAGUCUUCUUAUCUUCUAUCUCGUUGCUGAUCGAACACUUCGUGGCACUCUUCACUAUCAUGCCGUUUUAGCAUUACUCAUUGUCACUUUUCUCACUAACUCUAUCGAAGUACCACGCAUCAUUCAUUAUCUGCACUUAGGCAUUGUUUUACCACAAACCGAUCUCAACUCGCUGUCACGGUUCGCNCUUAUGAACAGUCUUCUUAUCUUCUAUCUCGUUGCUGAUCGAACACUUCGUGGCACUCUUCAAUAUCAUGCCGUUUUAGCAUUACUCAUCGUCACUUUUCUCACCAACUCUAUCGAAGUACCACGCAUCAUUCAUUAUCUGCACUUAGGCAUUGUUUUACCACAAACCGAUCUCAACUGUUUGAUAUGGCAAUGUUGUGAUUAUCUCUUGUUCAGCUCUGUCAAUGUUCUCAUGUGUUGGACAUCGAUCGAACGGUAUCUCUUCAUUUUUCAUCGAAAUCUCUUCACAACUGCCAGAGGUCGACUGUUGUAUCAUUACAUACCAUUUGUGAUCAUCAUCGUCUAUCUCGUUCUUUUCUACAUUGGAGUUAUUUUCAUCUACCCGUGUGAUGCACAGUUCGAUUUCAGUCAACCACUCUGUGGAUUCCCAUGUUACACAACUCAAGCAGUCAUCUCAUUCUAUGAUCUGUUUGCUCACAGUUUCUGUCCGAUGUGUGUGGAUGUUUCACUCAACGUAGUGCUGAUCAUUCGUGUGUUGUAUCGAAAACGAGUUGGUCUCCUGCAACAACAACAACACCAUCACGCCAAAGAAUGGCAGAAAAAUUGUAAAAUGAUUGUUCAACUAUUGUUCAUCACAUGCACGUAUUUGGUGUUUCAAGUGCCUUUUGACACGAUGGUGCUGCUGCUGGUGUUUGUUAGUUUACCGGAAUGGGCGAUUCGUCUGCAAGCAAUGUAUUUUUAUUAUUUUUUCUGGUGGUUGACAUUAGUUUUACCAUUCGUGUGCAUGAUAUGCUUGCCAGAAUUAAAGCCAGGGAACGAUCAAACAGAUCUUCGACGUGGAAAUAUGCUUUCGUGGACUUUAGUUUUGCGCAUAUUAUUUAGUACAACACUAUGGCAAAUUAUGGCUGAUGCCCGAACAGUUGUAACUAGUCACCAAAAUCCGUCCGAUGUAAAACAUUUCGAACACAAAUUAGACACAAAUAUAGGCUAUUGGUCACCAAGUACCAGUUCGAUCGAUUGGUGUGAACGUAAUUAUGUUGUAACUCAAUAUAUUGCUGAAUUUUGGAAUUGCAUUUCGAGCUUUUCCAUGUGCAUAUUGGGUGCAAUAUUAUUCGUCCGAGGUUUAUAUAACAAACUCGAAACUCGAUUUCUAUUAUCUAGUUUGGGUUUUGCUUUCGUUGGACUUGGCUCGGCAUAUUUUCAUGGUACGUUAACACACUUGGGUCAAAUGUUCGAUGAACUGCCGAUGGUCUAUUCGAUGAUUGUUUGGUGGUUUAUAUUAUUCCGAAUGAACGAUUCGAAAACGAUCAAAAGUAUCAUCUUCGCGAUUGAUUUAUCAGUUCUUUUUGGCGUCUUUUACGGAUUGCUUUGGACUUAUGUGCAUAGUUUACAGACAUUUGUGUUGGUAUUUCAAGCACAUAUGAGCUUGAUGGUUAUUGGAGCCAUAAUGAAACUGAUUUAUUUGUAUCGUCAGCCGUAUCAUCACAUCUAUCAACUUAAAUACAUCAUCAUCGUCUAUAUUGUUUUGUUAAUCUCCGCAUUCGUCUCUUGGACUGUGGAUCAACAAUUAUGUGAAACAUUCAAUAACAAAAGUCCAUUCAAUCCACAAUUACAUGCUUGGUGGCAUGUACUCGGUGCUUUUCAUUGCCAUCUUGGAAUAGUAUGCAGCGAGGCGAUGCGUCUUCUGACAAUUAAAUAUAAACAACAUAAGAGUAGAAACCCGAAACAACCGUUCAAGCCAGAAAAUAAUAUACAAUUUGUUCUCUAUUUGGGAUUACCUUAUGUUGAUUAUUCGAAAGAAACACAAACGCCUGAAAGAAAAAUUCAGUAG
Molecule: messenger RNA, 2133 nt
Organism: Adineta ricciae
Lineage: Eukaryota; Metazoa; Rotifera; Eurotatoria; Adinetida; Adinetidae
Source: the annotation of a GenBank genome assembly